GGAUACCUCAUCCUUGAGAUAUUGACCUUGGUACUGCCAGCCAAAGAUACCUCAUCCACAAUCAAGCUAGCAACAAUGGAAGGAGCACUGAGGGCUUCUGCUUAUCCACCAUUUCACUUCACUCUGAGCUCCAAAGGGCUUCCAAUCNCAAUAAUAAAUUAAUAACCGUAGGUGCUGCACUGCUGUGUGAAAAGCUCUGGGUAAAAAAUGUGAGGUUAUUCCAAGCCGUUUGAAGUUUGAAUUCCGAAGUUUGAGUAACAAUGGAUACCUCAUCCUUGAGAUAUUGACCUUGGUACUGCCAGCCAAAGAUACCUCAUCCACAAUCAAGCUAGCAACAAUGGAAGGAGCACUGAGGGCUUCUGCUUAUCCACCAUUUCACUUCACUCUGAGCUCCAAAGGGCUUCCAAUCAUCCAAUUCCACAAACCCCAUCCACAAUUUUCCGCAAAGCCCUUUCCCCAAUCACCUCUCCGGACAACUCACUCGAAGAACGCAGGAUUCACGAUUUGCACCGCCAAAUCCACGGACAUCUCGGCCGAGCCGGAGAUCCCUGUUGACUUUGUCACAGAGGGUCAAACCCAAGGAGAGAGAUUUGAUUGGUAUGCAGAGUGGUACCCGUUGAUGCCGAUAUGUGAUCUUGACAAGAGGAGGCCCCAGGGGAAGAGGGUUUUGGGGAUUGAUCUGGUGCUGUGGUGGGAUAGGAACAUGGGGGAGUGGAAAGUCAUGGAUGACACUUGCCCUCACAGGCUGGCUCCUCUGUCUGAGGGUAGGAUUGAUCAGUGGGGAAGGUUGCAGUGUGUGUAUCAUGGGUGGUGCUUUGAUGGCUCUGGCGAUUGCAAAUUCAUCCCUCAAGCUCCCCGGGAUGGGCCUCCGGUUCAUACAUCCAAAAGAGCAUGUGUGGCUGUUUACCCAAAUUGUGUACAAAAUGGCAUUCUUUGGUUUUGGCCGAACACAGAUCCUGUAUGUAAAGACAUAUUCAUGAAGAAAAAGCCACCUUAUAUCCCGGAAAUUGACGAUCCUUCAUAUACCAAAUCAAUGAUAGCUAGAGACCUACCUUAUGGGUACGAAGUUCUGAUUGAAAAUCUUAUGGACCCAGCUCAUGUUCAUUAUGCACAUCAUGGCAUAAUGAGGCUUCCAAAGACCCCAAACAGAUAAGACCCAUAUCCAAAAUACUUCUUUGUGGUAUACUUUUUCUAGUCUUUAUAUGCCUGACAUCCAGAUUCGUGCACUUUAAAGGCUGAUAGAGAAGGAGGCAGACCACUUCAAAUUAGUAUUACACAACUAGAUGUUAAUGGAAUCAAAGCAGUGCAGGCUGUGGGUUAUAACACUUUUGCACCUCCUUGUGUGUACUAUGGGUAUUACAAUCUUGGGGCAAAUGCGUCUAGUCAAUCCACUUCAUCACCAAAGGCCACUGAGGAGAAAUCUUUAAAUAGAAAGCAGAAACAAGCUUUAUUAGUUUUCUAUUGCAUCCCUGUUAGUCCGGGAAACAGUAGGGUAAUAUUUGCUUCACCAAGAAACUUUGCUGUUUGGAUGGAAAGAGUAGUGCCACGCUGGGUUUUUCAUAUAGGACAGAAUCUAAUUUUGGACUCAGAUUUAUAUCUUCUCCAUGUCGAGGAACACAAGCUAAAGGAGGUUGGCCCUUGUAAUUGGCACAAAUCUUGUUAUGUACCAACGAAGGCAGAUGCCGUUGUCGUUGCCUUUCGAAGGUGGCUAAAUAAGUUUGCAGGCGGGCAAGUCGAUUGGAGAACAAAGUUUAGUGGAGUGCUCCCACAAUCUCCUCCUAGGGAGCAGUUGAUGGACCGGUACUGGAGCCAUACCGUGAAAUGCUCCAGCUGCAAUUUGGCAUAUAAAAGUUUGAAUGCGCUCGAGGUUGCAUUACAGGUGAUCUCCAUUGCUUUUAUUGGAAUUGCUGCUGCAUCUAAGCAGGGUUUAAUGUCAGCGGUGGCAAGAAAUAGUUUGAUAGCCACUUCAGUGCUAUGCUUUCUGGCUUCCAAGUGGUUAUCAAACUUCAUUUACAAAAUUUUCUGCUUCCAUGACUAUGACCAUGCUUUCCGCUGAAAUCCAGUGCAAUCUCGAAUUAUUCAGUGGAAGUUUUCAUGAAGCUAUAUACAAUCAUCAUUGUGUAUUUACCUAUAUACAACAUAAUAUACUUAAGCUUUUUCCCUUUUUUAGUGGAAAUAAAACUCUGUACUUUUUUUAAAGGCCCGUUUGUUGAGUUUUGUAAGUUUGAUAUGAUGAGUUUUGAAAUCUAAAAGACAUUAUGUGGGUUUUGAGAUUUGAAAUGA
This is a messenger RNA of Cuscuta campestris, 2283 nucleotides long. NCBI's taxonomy places the organism in Eukaryota, Viridiplantae, Streptophyta, Magnoliopsida, Solanales, Convolvulaceae. The record is from the annotation of a GenBank genome assembly.